GCGGCUGGGAGUGAGCGCCCAGUGAGCUGCGGGCGGGCUAGUGCUCCGCCGCAGCAACCCGCGGGCCGGCGGGCGAGCGAGCCAGCGCAGGACCCGCGGCUCGGCCCCCGGCCGCGGUCGGACGGAGAGCCGAGCCGCCGCCCCCAGCCCAGCCCGCCCGGCCGCAGGACCGCCGGGGCCUGGCCGCCGGUCGGGCGUGCGCCAAGUUCAGCUGCCACCGGCACGGCCAGGCCAGCAUGGUGGACCACUUACUUCCAGUGGACGAGAACUUCUCGUCACCAAAAUGCCCAGUUGGGUAUCUGGGUGAUAGGCUGGUUGGCCGGCGGGCAUACCACAUGCUGCCCUCACCCGUCUCUGAAGAUGACAGCGAUGCCUCCAGCCCCUGCUCCUGUUCCAGUCCCGACUCUCAAGCCCUCUGCUCCUGCUAUGGUGGAGGCCCGGGCACCGAGAGCCAGGACAGCAUCUUGGACUUCUUACUGUCCCAGGCCACGCUGGGCAGUGGCGGGAGCAGUGGCAGUAGCAUUGGGGCCAGCAGUGGCUCCAUGGCCUGGGGGCCCUGGCGAAGGGGAGUGACCCCUGUGAAGGGGGAGCAUUUCUGCUUCCCCGAGUUUCCUUUGGGUGACCCUGAUGACGUCCCACGGCCCUUCCAGCCUACCCUGGAGGAGAUUGAAGAGUUUCUGGAGGAGAACAUGGAGCCGGGAGUCAAGGAGGUCCCCGAGGGCAACAGCAAGGACUUGGAUGCCUGCAGCCAGCUCUCAGCUGGGCCACACAAGAGCCACCUCCAUCCUGGGUCCAGCGGGAGAGAGCGCUGUUCUCCUCCACCAGGUGGUGCCAGUGCAGGAGGUGUCCAGGGCCCAGGUGGGGGCCCCACGCCCGAUGGCCCCAUCCCAGUGCUGCUGCAGAUCCAGCCCGUGCCUGUGAAGCAGGAAUCGGGCACGGGGCCUGCCUCCCCUGGGCAAGCCCCGGAGAAUGUCAAGGUUGCCCAGCUCCUGGUCAACAUCCAGGGGCAGACCUUCGCGCUCGUGCCCCAGGUGGUGCCCUCCUCCAACUUGAACCUGCCCUCCAAGUUUGUGCGCAUUGCCCCAGUGCCCAUCGCCGCCAAACCUGUUGGAUCAGGACCCCUGGGGCCUGGCUCUGCUGGUCUCCUCAUGGGCCAGAAGUUCCCCAAGAACCCAGCCGCAGAACUCAUCAAAAUGCACAAAUGUACUUUCCCUGGCUGCAGCAAGAUGUACACCAAAAGCAGCCACCUCAAGGCCCACCUGCGCCGGCACACGGGUGAGAAGCCCUUCGCCUGCACCUGGCCAGGCUGCGGCUGGAGGUUCUCGCGCUCUGACGAGCUGUCGCGGCACAGGCGCUCGCACUCGGGUGUGAAGCCGUACCAGUGUCCUGUGUGCGAGAAGAAGUUCGCGCGGAGCGACCACCUCUCCAAGCACAUCAAGGUGCACCGCUUCCCGCGGAGCAGCCGCUCCGUGCGCUCCGUGAACUGAAAGUGCCCCGAACCUGUCCUUCACCCCAGAUCCCCACCCCAGCCCCAUUUUUUUAAGCAAUAAUUUAUUUGCCUCCUCCAGAGGGACAUGACAAUGUUACCAGCCCACCUUCUAAAGCCUGGGAGGUGUGAACCCAGGGCCAGCCAACCGCUGCCUUUCUCGGGAGUACUUAGAGCCUCAAACCCGCGCCCCUGGGGGCUGGGCCCCCGGCGCCCGGGACUGCAGGCAGGCCUUCGUGCCUUCGUGCCUUCGUGCCUUCCCGCGGUGGCCAGGCCUCUGCUGCAACCGCUGGUUGCAGGCAGAGUUUUGGGGACCUGGCCCUUCUCCCACUGGGCUCCCCCGACCUGGGCCAAGGCCAGAACUUUAGUGCUCGGUGAAGAUGAAAUGUGCAGUUUUGAAAUGUUGGGUUCCCAGAGAGAGUCAUGCUGGGGGAGAAGGAAGUAGGCCAGAAGUCCAGGGCUGCACUGUGGUGUGAGGGUGGCUUGGCUUUGUCUAAGAUGCCUGCUCAGCAUGAUCACCAGAGGGUGUGGGCAGCGCCCUGGGGGUGGGGUGGGUGUCAGGACCGGGCCGCUGGGGCCUCAUGUGGGAGAGAGGUGAAAAGUGUCCCCCACUGGGGGGCUGGCAGUGCAUGUGCUUGAGUUAAAUGUGCAGGGCAGAAAGAGCCAGAUGCGCCUGUACCCAGGGGCUCAUCCCCUCCUCUGGUUUCCCAGACAAAUCCAGACACCAGCCUCUAGGGUGGCCUUGAGAGGAGAGGGCCAGGCUGUCCUGGGUGUGAGAGAACUAGAUAGAGCCUCCCAACCCUGAUUUAGAAAUGCAUUCCUUAUUUUGUCUAGAAAUUAAUAAAUGAACUAGCUUGUUUUGACAGGUUUAUUUCACAUCCUAUGAAUGUAUGUAAAUAAACUGUACAUAGGUCCAUCCACAUAAAAUAUCUUUUAAUAACAUAUCAACAUUUGUGUAAAUUUGAAAUUUAAAAAAAUCUAUGAAGCUGGUGUACAUAUAUUACAAUUAUGUAUAUUUUCUUUGGUCCUUCAUAAAAAUAUAUUUACUUUGCCAAUAAAAAGAAAAAGAACUCAC
This is a messenger RNA of Rhinopithecus roxellana (golden snub-nosed monkey), 2561 nucleotides long. It is a transcript of the gene KLF15, whose product is annotated as Kruppel like factor 15. The transcript has 3 exons. The record is from RefSeq and is a predicted model, not a curated record. Bases 237 to 1487 code for a protein of 416 amino acids. Lineage: Eukaryota; Metazoa; Chordata; Mammalia; Primates; Cercopithecidae. Gene Ontology annotation, molecular function: RNA polymerase II cis-regulatory region sequence-specific DNA binding; DNA-binding transcription factor activity, RNA polymerase II-specific. Gene Ontology annotation, biological process: regulation of transcription by RNA polymerase II.